AUGAGCAGCCAGGAACAGCAACAGGCACAAGUGACUGCAGCGCAAGUGAUGCAGGAGCUUGUGAAUCUGAGAAACGAACUCACAAGGCAACGCGAAGAGAAUGAUCGGCUAAGGGCCGAGCAAAGCACAGCACUUGAGCGAGUGCGGCAAGAGAGUGCAGCUCAAGUUGCGGAAGUGCGAGCACAAGCGCAUACGGCAGUGCAGCAGGCGACGGCUCAGAUGGGCACGAUGCCACAGUUGGUGAGCGACAUGGUCAAGUCGAACAAGGAACUGGUUGAGGCCAUGGCAAAGAAAGGAGGACCAAACGAGAAGCUCUGUUUGGUCGACACAAAGGGCCUGGGAAAGCCGACGACCUUCUCAGGUGAGAGUGAACAGUUCCUACCAUGGAGGCAUCGAAUGUCGAGCUACGUUUGUUCGAUCCACCAUGAUCUGCAAGAAGUUCUAGAGUGGCUCGAAGAGAGGGAGAAGCCAUUCUCCUCGGAGGAGUUGGACACAGCCUUUGGAGAAAAGGCGUUGGAGGCGGAUCGAGUUCCCAGACUGCAAGAAAAGUCGAGGGAGCUCGCGAACGCGCUCCAAAUGGUUACCUCGAAGGAACCAUUUACGAUCGUGUGCAAUUGCCAGAACAACGGGUUCGAGGCAUGGAGACGCCUUACGAGGCGAUACGAUCCUGCGACUGCAAGCAGGAAGCGCACGAUGUUGAGAGCGAUUAUAUCGCCCCAGAAGCAGAAGCUGGAGAAUCUCCCUCAGGCCAUCGAAGAAUGGGCCGACGCUGUGCGCACUUACGAGAAGCGCAAGGACAGCACAGGGCGACGAACGACCCUGGCUGAUGAGAUAAAGAUGGCAGCACUGGAGGCAAUGUUGCCACAGGAGCUGGAGUCUCACAUCCAGUUGAACCAGAGCCGGUUCUCCACGUACGACGACGUGCUCGACGAGGUGACUCGCUUCAUCGAGUACAAGACAGGAAAGAGUCUGAAGGUGAUUUCUGCAGCCGCAGCCAGUGCGGCGAGCAAGGAUGAUCCUAUGGACCUGUCGUAUGUGGAGAAAGGCAAAGGAAAAGGAGCAAGCAAGGUCGUGUGCCACAACUGCGGCAGGAGCGGACACUAUGCCCGCGACUGCUGGAGCAAUGGAGGCAAAGGUUCGCAGCAGCAACGGGGCUCACCCAAAGGAGAAGGAAACCAGGACGAGAACUGGCAGGAAGGAGAAGAGGAUGAAGGCUGGGAAGACGGAGACUGGGGAGAAACCUGGGAGGACGGUUGGGAGGAAGCAGAAACAAACAACCUCUACGUGGGAGCGUUAGAAAGAGAGAGCCCGAAGAGAGAGAAAGAGAAGAAGGAGAAAGAGUCGAAGCCAGACCCCGGCAGUCGUGGCUCAAGUAGGGAAGAGGGCUCCGGCCCGACCGUGCUUGGGGCCAUGGCGCCAAAGAACCCGAAAAGGAAGGUUCCUCCAAAGGAGGAAAAAGACGAGGAUGAAAAGGAGCUGGAAGCUCUGGAAGAGCAAAUGGACAGAGCAAGGGGUCAGUUCCAAGACCUGAAGGAAAAGGUGGAACUUGCGAGGAGACGUCGCCAGGAAAGACUUCUUCAGGAAGCGGAAGAGCUGGCAGAAGCCAGGAGACGUUCCCGCGGCGAGGUGCCAGGGCAGUCCAGCUUCGGAGCGUUUUCGUCUUCGUCGCGAGGACCUCCGGAGAGAGUGCGCGAGCCAAAGGCCGGAAAGAAAGAGGAGAAGAAGGAGGUGAGGUCUAAGGCUUUGGACACGGCACCCUGGAAGCGCGUUUCGCGCUACCGGGAGCCACCAGUGCCUGAGCCCAGGAGUCCGGCGUCUUGGGCAGGAAUGCGCUUCAGGGAACGUGUGGCCCACCAAGAUGCCAUACGAGACAAGAAGCCCAGAGGCACCGUCGGGGAGUCCUUACUGAAGAAGCAAGGCGAGGCCUGCUCCACCUGCGUGUCGAGGCGACUGAAGUUCAGGAGCAAAGCGUCCCUUCUGCUGAAGAAGAGGAUGAAAGAGUACAAGGCAGCAGCUGCAAAAGCAGCGGGCUCCCACUACGCCAGGAAAGUUUUCGAAAGAGAAAAGCUUGUGAGGGCCGACAGGCCCAGCAAGGCUGAACUGAGGAGCGCAAAGGUAGCCGAGAAGGUGAAGCAAAGGGAGGAAGAAGCCGCUGGUGAAGAAGAAGAAGAAGACAAGUUUUCCUUGGAGCCGGAGAGCUCCGAGGACGAAAGCGACUUCGAGGAUGACCCUCCAAGCGAGGGGCCCGAGGAGCCCAAGAAGGAAGAAAAGAAGAAGCCACCAAAGCAGGAAGAAGGAACCGAAGGAGCAACCGCGAUCACGGCAAGCACCUCGAGCAGCAUGCAGAGGAUGCUAGCGUCGGGUCUUAUGGAGACCAACCGUGCGAACCUCGCGGUCUUGGACCAGAGGAUCGCGACAAAGAAAGAGAAGCUCGAGGGACGCGGCAGUGACCCAGAGCUGGAAGCCGAGAUCGCGAGCCUGGAAGACGAGCGGAAGCGCCUGAAAGAGGAGCGCGAGCGCCUUAGGGCGCAGCAAGCGGGCGUGAAGAACAAGGAGCCCGAACACCGCAGAGGCCGGUCGGUGCACGACGUGCGCUACAAACGCCAAGUGGAAAAGGGAGACAGCCACUGGAAGGCUUGGCGUGCGGAAAAGGGACGAAGGAGAGCGCAAGAGCACAGACGCAGCGGUGUGGGCGAAAGAGCAAAGGAGAGGAUCGAGGCCGACAAGAAGUGGCACGCCCGACACGACGUGAAAGUGAAAAAGGGCGACUUCCGCGACAACCAGAAGGAAGAGGUCGACGGCAUCGACACGGAGGUUAUCCACAGCGAUGGGACGGAGGCCAAGCCCGAGCGGCGAAAGGACUACCGCCCCCUCACGAAAGCCGAAAGGACGAGCCACCGCGUGGAUGCCGACGACGAGGAGGAGCUCUACCGGAAGGAGCUCGAAAAGCAGGAAAGGCCGAAGGCGACCGGGCGCUACUCGGCGGACCCGUCGAUUGCGGCCGAGCAGAAGAAGAAGAGGAACCAAAAGAGAAACCAAAGGCGCAACAAGCUGAAGAGGAAGCUUGGGUCGACCUGGGAUCCAGAGCACAAAGGAAGGAAGAAGGUCAAGAAAAGCGAAGACGACGACGAAGAGACUGUGCACUGUGAAGACUACGACGACCGCCGCGACCCAAGAGGAGAAGACCCGGAGGACCCGGGCGAAGGAGGCGUGCGCCAAUCGGUGCACAGCUUCGAGACCGUGGAUGCUGCCAGCCUGGGCGCUUCGCCAGGCGUGGCUAGCGUCGAGGUCAACUUUGACACGGGAGCGGCCGUGACCGUUCUGCCUGAGAAGUACGUGACGCAGCCAAAGGACAACGGCGUCCGCUACAAGACGGCGUCAGGUGAGGCGCUGAAAGACCAAGGAAAAGCCGAGGUCACCGGCACUUUGUCGGGAGGCCGUGGGGCCACGAUCACCGGCCGAGGCGCCGGGGUCCACCGCAUACUCCUGUCAGGAGCACAGGCGUGCAAGACGCAUUUUGCGUUUCUGCACGGAACAGGAGGCUUGCUGGUCCCAAAAGGAACUGCUUUCGCUAAGGAGGCCGACGAGGCGUUGCGCCAGUUGGCUUGGAAGCACAAGGGUGUCGGAACCAAGAUGCAAGUGAAGAACGGCAUCUACGUGUUUCCUCUGCAAGACGAGAAGAAAGGAGUGAAGGGCGGAAGCAAGGGCCAAGCUGAGAUGGUUGAGGAAGCGGCCAAAAGGAAAGCCGCCGGGAAGGCAACGCUCAAGGUGUUAGCCAAGGAAAAAGGAGGCACUGAAGACGACCGCUUUGCCGAGGAGCCGGAGGCUCCAGGCGAAGAACAACAGAGGGCGAUAGUGCCGAAGAGCCCAGACCAGCCAACAGCUGACCAGAUCGCACAGCACGAAGCCUCGGGGCACGCGGUGCACCGUUCCUGGUGCGUCCACUGCCAGAGAGCGCGAAAGAUGGUGAAUCCACAUUACCGGAUUCGGAGAGCCGAACUUGAGACAUCUUUGCCGACGCUACACAUGGACUACUUCUUCCUGGGCAAAGAAAAGCAGGAAGACGACGUGAUGCCGCACCUGGUGGUUCGGUGCGACAAAACGCAGCGCACUUGGGCAACUUCGUUGCCCGAGAAAGGCACGCAUGCGUACAACGUCACGUGGUUGGCCAGCGUGAUACGCGAGGCCGGAUGGAAGAGGAUGUGUUUAUUCUCAGAUAAUGAACACGCCCUCCGUGCACUCAAACUCAAGGCCUCCGAAGAAGUCCAAAAUGUAGUGUUCGACUUGAGAGAGAGUCCUACAAGUACGGAACACGAGAAUGCGCCAUCGAACGGCAUACCCGAGGCCGCAGUGAGAGAGGUGAAGCGAAUGGUCCGAGCUAUCCUGUCGGAGCUGGAGACAAAGCUUAAGAUCGAGGUGGGCGUGGACCACCCGAUUCUCGCCUGGAUCGCGAGGCACGCAGCGUUCUUGAUGACACGUUUUCGCAUUGGCGAAGACGGGAAGUCAGCUUACGAAAGGACGCUGGGCCGACCGUGGAGGCGACCUACCAUUGUCUUUGGCGAACAGGUGAUGUUCAAGCCAGUUGGUUCGAAACACAAGCGAGGAAGCCUAGAUGCAAGAGUUUGCAUGGGACGUUACGUCGGAACUGCGUCGAGGAACGCAGACUUGCUGAUCAUGACGUCCGAGGGUAUAUCCCGGGGCCACUCCUUGCACAGGAGGCCCGAGGAUGAGAAAUGGCCUGUUGAAGGUUUCGAAGUGCUACGCGGAUUGCCUUGGAGGAUGUCCGGUCCACAAGAGCGAGCGUCGCCCAACCGAGUCGGUAUGCCCGCUCUCGAAGGCGAACAACCCGCGCCACAACACCGAGACUUCAAGGCACGCAACCUGUACGUCAUGAAGUCCGACAUUGAGCUGUACGGCUACACGCCUCAGUGUCCGGGAUGCGAUGCGCAGCUGAUGGGUCUCCCGCAGCGAGCGCACAAUGACGAGUGCAGGAUGAGAGUGCAGAGAAGACUGCAAGAAACCGACGAGGGAAAAGAAAGAGUGAAAAGGGCCCAAGAGCGAGUUGAAAAGGACUACGGAAAGCGGGUCAAAAGAGACCAACCCGCGCUGGAAGGAAGACCUGCCCCCGACGCAAUGGAUGUUGCAGCAGAGGAAGCGGCAGGCGCACCUUUGUCCAGACCAAUGGAGGUCGAGGACCGCGCCGAGCCGAAACAGCGGAAGCGCGCAGCGUCCAAGGACGUCGAGGACCUUUACCGGGAAGAGCCCAGCACGAGGGCUACCGAUGGUCCAGAUGUCGAGGUCAUUGGAGUACACGUGCAAGGGGGAGCAAGUGGCUCUGCAGGACCCGGCCUGGACCACUCACACCAACAAGCACGAGCAGAUGCAGAAAUGUACGACACAGCAACGGCGAAUCCGCCGCCAGCCAACGAGGAAGUGCGAAUGAACCUGAUUACGCGGAUGUUCGAACAAAAGGGGCUCAAGUGCAGCCCGACCGAAGCGAAGGCCAUAAACUCUAUGGUUCUACAGUUGGGAGGUAAUGGCAAUUCAGCUGUGCCCUGGAGCAUGGUGAAUGAAGGCAUUAUCUUGCCAAUGGACCAAGAGCCGCCGAUGUUCGCUCAGGCCGAGCAUUUGCGUUUCUUCGAAAAGCUGGAACAAGUGAAGCCAAAGCUUCUGGUGGGCAAGCUGCCCACUGGACCCUUCCAGUCAGUACAACGUGCUUUCGACAUGACCAACAAGAUUGGAGUCGAGACCAGACGCGGAAAUUUGAGGAAGGCCCGAUCUCAACUGGGGCUUUGCUUUGAGGCCUUCGAGGCACAGAAGGAAGCCGGAAACUACUUCCUCUAUGAGUGCCCAAGGGGAACUAAGUCCUGGGAGCAUGAACUUGCUCAAAGGAUGGGUUCGUACUUGGUUGAAGGCCCAAUGUGCAAGUGGAAAGUUGACGAAAGUGGAAAAAUGAUUGCAGGCCAAUCCGGCAAGAAGCGAACCCGCUGGAUUACUAAUUCGGCGACGGUUGCAACAGCGCUGGAAAAGCUAUGCAAGGGCAAUGCGAAGGUAUGGAACCGAACGCUAAGCUUCAAGGAGGGGAUCGUGACGGCCAAGGCCGAGUAUCCUCCGAAGCUUGAAAGAGCACUACUGGCAGGAGUGCGAGCACAACUGGUUCUGGAUGGAGAAAUGAAGGAGGUGGGCCAUGUGGGUGGACCUGACCCACACGAGGAGCCACCGCUCGAAGAGUAUCUCCAUGAUACCUUACCCAAGGCUGGGCAGCUUCACGUAAGCGAGCCCGUCAUAGACGCAAACACAGGGGCACAACUUGAUGCCAAAAAGGUUGCGGAAGCAAGAGCGUCAGAACUUGCCUGGGUGAAAAAGCAAGGUGUGUACGAGAAAGUCGAAGAGAGCGUGUGUUGGGACGAAACAGGUCGUCCGCCCAUAACCUUGAAGUGGGUAGACCGCAACAAAGGGGAUGAUGUUCGGGAAAACUACCGCAGUCGUUUGGUAGUCCGCGAGGUCAAGUCACAGGGACAAGCGGCGUUGAUACCAGACUACGCACUGUUUUCCUCAAUGCCACCUCUGGAAGGAUUGAAGAUCCUAUGCAGUCUGCUGACGACACUCAAGAGGUCAAAGAGCGGAAAGAAGCUCACGCUGAAGCUGACAGACAUAUCACGUGCACACUUCUAUGGAAAAGCAGAACGACGUGUGUUUGUCACACUUCCCGAGGGAGAUGAAGCUCCCGGCUUUUGUGGUCUGUUGAAACGGACCAUGUAUGGCACCCGUGAUGCCUCAGCUGUAUGGCAGAGAUCGUACACAAGCCUGUUACGCAAGCACGGGUUUGUCGUGGGAAAAGCAUAUCCGUGUACCUUUUAUCAUGCCGAAGCCGACGUGAGAUUAUUGGUGCAUGGGGACGAUUUCCUUGUCUUGGCAGACGAAGAUGGACAUCGCUUUGUAGACAAAGUACUGUCUGAAGAGUACGAGUUCAAGUGUGAUGGCCACAUAGGACCUGAGUGUGAAAAGGACAGCAUGACUGUCCUGAACCGGGUCGUGAGCUAUGACAGCCAGACAGGAACUGUUACGUACGAAGCAGAUCCAAGGCACGCGGAAGCCCUAGUGCGCGACCUUGGACUGGAGUCUGCGAAGGCGGCCAAAACGCCAGCAGAAAAGAAAAAGGGAAGUGACCUGAAAGCGAUGCUUGAAGCACAGCCGUUGAAUGCCGAACUUCAGAAAGCAUAUCGGUCUCAUACGAUGAGGGCAGCGUUCCUUGCGCAGGACCGUCCAGACAUUGCCGAGGCUACGAAGAGCUUAGCGCGGCACAUGAAAGAACCCACAGAGUGGGCAUGGGCCGAUCUGAAGAGGCUUGUCCGCUACUUACGCGGAAAUCCACGGCUGAUCUACGAGUACCACCCGCAACGGUUCAGCAAAGAGAUUGUGAUGUACUGCGACUCAGACCACGCUGGUUGCCUCAUCACGCGGAGGUCAACCACGGGACUGGUGACAAUGCUUGGAUCGCACUGCGUGAAACACUCAAGCAACGUGCAAAGCACGAUCUCCCUCUCGAGUGGAGAGAGCGAGUUUUACGCUAUAGUUCGAGCAGGGUCAAUAGGUCUGUCGCUACAGGCGAUGCUAGAAGACUGGGGAUUAAAGGUCAGUCUGCGGAUUCGAUCUGAUUCCUCGGCGGCCCGAGGCACUACCCAGCGCCAGGGCCUGGGUCAAGCACGCCACGUGCAAACAAGAUACUUGUGGGUGCAAGAGAAAGUCGCCACGCGAGCUCUGGAGCUAGAGCGUGUAGGCACGGAGAAGAACUACUCCGACAUCUGCACCAAACCAAUGCCCGAAGUGGCAAUGCUCAAACACCUCAAGAACAUGGGAUUGCGUUUUCAUGUUGGACGAGCCGGAGCAGCCAAACGGCUCGUGUGA
Messenger RNA from Symbiodinium natans, 7908 nucleotides. The record is from the annotation of a GenBank genome assembly. Lineage: Eukaryota; Dinophyceae; Suessiales; Symbiodiniaceae.